Molecule: messenger RNA, 900 nt
Organism: Medioppia subpectinata
Lineage: Eukaryota; Metazoa; Arthropoda; Arachnida; Sarcoptiformes; Oppiidae
Source: the annotation of a GenBank genome assembly
UGUUGUAGUGAUUGAUUGAAUGAUUGUUGUUGUGUUGGAUGUGAUGACCACAUUGUGAUCACUUAGUGAUGGCAGACAUGGAUUCAAAGCGAUUGCAAUACAAUUAUCAGAUCUGGUUCUCGAGGAGAGCGCCGGGAAAAGUGACGGCAAACCAGUCGUACGACCAGAACCUGAAACCGAUCGCAGAGUUCGCAACUGUGGACCAGUUUUGGGCCAUUUAUUCGCAUUUGAUUCGUCCCAACGAUCUCUCGGGUCACUGCGAUCUCCAUGUCUUCAAACACGGCAUUCGUCCCCUUUGGGAGGACGACGCCAACAAAGACGGCGGCAAAUGGAUUGUGCGGCUGAGGAAAGGUCUGGCCUCCAGGUGUUGGGAGAACCUAUUGCUGGCCCUCUUAGGCGAGCAGUUUAUGGUGAACAACGAGAUCUGCGGAGUUGUGGUGUCGUGUCGUUUCCAGGAAGACAUCAUAAGUGUGUGGAACCGGACGGCCGGCGACACUAUGACAACCGUCAGGAUUAGAGACACUUUGAAACGUGUGCUAAAUCUGCCGCCAAAUACUCUCAUGGAAUACAAGACUCAUUGCGACUCUUUGAAGGACAACACCAGCUUCAGGAACACCUUCUUGAGGUGAUUGACUCGACCCACACCUCAAGCCAUACCAAACACAACAACCAUUUCCAACACUUUUAUAUUCAAUGUUAACGUUUUGACUGUCGAUUAUGUAUUGAAAAGAUCCCAAUAAACAUCAAUUGAAUGCCAUUUUUGCAACCAAUCGUGUUUUGCCAUAUUAUUGUCCAUUCAUUUAAUAUUCGCAUUCAAAUCAAUAGAAAACAAAUUAAAUAACAAAAUGAAAAUCAGAUUUUAGUGGAUCUCAAUCAACAAAAGCUGCUUUUAUUAAAAAA